Molecule: messenger RNA, 573 nt
Organism: Mya arenaria
Lineage: Eukaryota; Metazoa; Mollusca; Bivalvia; Myida; Myidae
Product: alpha-1A adrenergic receptor-like
Exons: 3
Coding region: 1-573 (190 amino acids)
Biological process (GO): G protein-coupled receptor signaling pathway
Cellular component (GO): membrane
Molecular function (GO): G protein-coupled receptor activity
Source: RefSeq, a predicted model, not a curated record
AUGCACAUACUUAUUGCCAAUCUCGCUGUGUCGGACCUAAUCGUAGGUGCUGUGCUGGUGCCAUUAACGUUAGUGGGAGAUUUUACUGGUUUAAAAGAAAGGAACAAAUACUAUUGCCUUACGGACAUUAGCGUUUUUGUGAUCAGUUUGGGUUCAUCUUGUUAUAAUCUACUAUUGAUAUCUAUAGAGCGAUUUAUUGCCAUCAUGUACCCACUAAAAUCGAAGGUUAUUCUAACUAGGAGGAGACUAAUAACGCUUAUUGUUUUUGGCUGGAUUGAUGUUACUAUUGUUGCGACUUUGCCACUUUUUGGAAUCACCAACUACACUGAUGGAAGUCACUCUUGUGUCGCAUUGAAAAAAUCAAGGGUUCCAAUGCCAGUUACAGCUAGUAUGAAUACCAAUGUCAGAAAGGAUUUUAACCAUGUUUUAACCAUGGUUAUAGUGCUUGGAUUAUUUAUUUUAUGUUGGCUUCCAUAUGUUAUAAUUGGCGGUAAGCUUGACACCGCGCUCCUUGCUUUUUCAAAGAACAGUGAACUUGUUCUUGACCCGGGGGCCCCAAAUGCAAUCCCAUGA